GACGGCCUAGUCUGGGGUUAAGCGGCUUCUCCCGCGGGGGAGAGAGUCCAGAGUGGGCGGCGGGACAUAAGACGCCCGUGUUAGGCUGCAGAGAGUGGCCUUUCCCGGGGACCAGCAGAUCGGUGGGCGAACAUGGAGUCCAAUCCUGCCAUCCAAGCCGCCAUCGACCUCACCGCGGGGGCCCUCGGGGGCACAGCAUGCGUCCUGACCGGGCAGCCCUUCGACACCAUGAAAGUGAAGAUGCAGACGUUCCCUGGCUUGUACAAGGGCCUCAUCGACUGCUGCUUGAAGACGUACUCCCAAGUGGGCUUGCGGGGCUUCUACAAGGGGACGGGCCCAGCGCUGAUGGCCUAUGUCGCAGAGAACUCCGUCCUCUUUAUGUGCUACGGCUUCUGCCAGCAGUUUGUGAGGAAAGUGGUUGGAUUGGACAAGCAGGCAAAGUUGAGUGAUCUGCAGACUGCGGCCGCGGGUUCCUUCGCCUCUGCGUUUGCCGCGCUGGCCCUGUGCCCCACUGAGCUUGUGAAGUGCCGGCUGCAGACCAUGCACGAGAUGGAGAUGUCAGGGAGGAUAGCAAAAAGCCAUAAUACAGUCUGGUCCGUCGUGAAGAGUAUCCUUAGAAAGGAUGGACCCUUGGGCUUCUACCGUGGACUUUCGAGCACUCUACUUCAAGAAGUACCGGGCUACUUCUUCUUCUUCGGUGGGUAUGAACUGAGCCGAUCAUUUUUUGCUUCAGGAGGAUCCAAAGAUGAACUUGGCCCUGUUCCCUUGAUGUUAAGUGGUGGUAUUGCUGGAAUUUGUCUUUGGCUUGUCAUAUACCCCGUGGAUUGUAUCAAAUCCAGAAUUCAGGUUCUUUCCAUGUUUGGAAAACAGGCAGGAUUUAUCAGAACUCUUGUAAGUGUUGUGAAAAAUGAAGGAGUAGCAACCUUAUAUUCUGGAUUGAAAGCUACUUUGGUUCGAGCGUUCCCUGCCAAUGGGUCACUGUUUUUGGCUUAUGAAUACAGCAGGAAGAUGAUGAUGAGCCACUUUGAAGCAUACUGAAGUGUCUUGGUGAACUCUGAUCCAAGUACACAUCUUUGAGGACUACAGUUUAUCUCACGGUUUCAUGGAGCACCGGACCAAUGCGGAAUUAUUUUUGACUUCAUGGAAAUUUUGUUUUUGUCUUCUCUUCUUAUACUCUAAAUCUUAAACUUUAUGGAAGCACUUCUGUUUUAUGUCAUAUAGUUUCUGCCUAUAAUUGUAUUGAAAUAGAAAAGUUGUUGCUCUUAUGUUUAGUGGGAUAUCAGAGUGAGUGGGUGGCUCUAUGUACUUAAUCUCAAAGGGUAAAUAUAGUUGUACCGGGACUUUUGCAUAAAUCUGCACAUGUGUCUGCAGUUUGGUUGAUUAUGUGUUGUGAGUAAAUCACAGUUUGGUUCCAUGUUUAAUCUCAUGUCCCCGUGAAAACAAUUAACUAUGAUUCAUGAAGAUGGUUAUAAAUGAUUGCUUAAUCCAUUCAAGAUGUAGGGUCUCUUUAAAACUCUGCUUAACAUGUGCACUAUACUAGCCAAUUAAAAGUUUUUAAAAAGUUUUUGUGUGUGUGAAAACCAAAAUACCCAUCUUGAUUUUUUUUUGCAUCUACAGUGUUUAUUUUUUAUUGAUGUAACAUUGUUUCAUCUAUACAUUAUUUUUCUACUGUAUACCCUAUAAUGUACUCACCACCAAAAAUAUAUUUUUCAUCCAUCACCAUAGAGUUGAGCCCCUUUAUCCACUUUGCCCUCUUCCCAUCCCUCUCCUCUGAUAACCACAACUCUGUUCUGUGUAACUACAUGCUUGUUUUGUUUGGGUUGGGUUUGUUCAUUUAUUUUGGUUU
Vicugna pacos (alpaca) is the source of this 1846-nucleotide messenger RNA. RefSeq names its product mitochondrial ornithine transporter 2. Gene Ontology annotation, cellular component: mitochondrion. Gene Ontology annotation, biological process: mitochondrial L-ornithine transmembrane transport. Gene Ontology annotation, molecular function: L-ornithine transmembrane transporter activity. The record is from RefSeq and is a predicted model, not a curated record. NCBI's taxonomy places the organism in Eukaryota, Metazoa, Chordata, Mammalia, Artiodactyla, Camelidae.